AUGAUGGAAAUACGAACUCCGAAGACCGGCAAAGCCAAGCGUGUACUCGAACAGCGUGCUCCUAAGCAGGUUGAAACUGGGAAGAAAACGUUGAUACUCCAUGGAACGAAGACGAGCGCCACAGUGAGCUCUGUUUUGAUGGAGCUGUACCAAUUGAAGAAAGGAGGUGCCAUUAAGUACUCGAGGAGGAAUGAGAAUAUUAGACCCUUUGAGAGUGGAGGUGAAACCUCUCUAGAGUUCUUCUCUCUCAAAACCGAUUGCAGCAUUUUUGCGUAUGGGUCUCACUCAAAGAAACGGCCUCACAAUCUAUUACUUGGGAGAAUGUACGAUCACCACGUCUACGAUCUUAUAGAAGUUGGGAUUGAGAACUUCAAAUCUCUGCUAUCUUUCUCCUACGACAAGAAACUAGCGCCUCACGAAGGGUCAAAGCCGUUCAUUUGCUUUACCGGUGAAGGGUUUGACCAUGUGCAAGAGCUCAAGCAACUUAAAGAAGUCCUUACUGAUCUGUUUCGUGGCGAGGUUGUGGAUAAUCUAAAUCUUACUGGAUUGGACCGUGCUUACAUAUGUUCAGCGAUAUCACCAACUAAGGUGUUCCUCACUCAUUGCGCUAUUAAGCUUAAGAAGUCAGGGACCAUUGUGCCUAGAAUAGAGCUUGUUGAAGUUGGUCCGUCCAUGGACUUGGUUGUGAGGCGUAAUCGUCUUCCUAACGAUGGCGUAAGGAAAGAAGCAAUGAAAACAUCCAAAGAUAAGCCUAAGAAGAAGCUUAAGAACGUUCAUAAUAGUGCGGUUGGAGGGCAGAGUGGGAAUAUUUAUGUUCCUGAUCAGAAGGUUGGUGAGACUAAAUUGCCGGAUAAGUCCAAGGGUUUGAAGAGAGAAAGGAGAGAAAGGAAGCUGAAGAAGGAGGAAGAAGGUUCUGCUUCCAAAAAGCUGAAAGAGUCUGAGUGA
Messenger RNA from Microthlaspi erraticum, 945 nucleotides. NCBI's taxonomy places the organism in Eukaryota, Viridiplantae, Streptophyta, Magnoliopsida, Brassicales, Brassicaceae. The record is from the annotation of a GenBank genome assembly.